UGUUAUAUUUAUCUAUGAUCUUUGUUGUCAGGUCUAGAUUAGGAUUAUGGAUUAUUUAUUGUUUUACCAUACUCCUAUUUUGUUCUAUUCAUUCUUCAAUUUAAGUUUUAUUCAAUUCAAUUUCGUUUCUGUUGUGGCCAGUCGACAUUUUAUUAUGUUUAUGUAGAAGGAAAAAAUAAUUUUUUGCUUCGAAUUUUAUCUGUGCAGUAACUCUGAGACUAAAUUAUAAAUAAAUCUGAUUGUACCAAAUGUCUUUUGACAAAUGUAUAUGCCCACCACUAAUAACACUGUGGUUGACAAAAAGAAACUUUCAAAAUUUCAAGCUCACACAAGAAGCGUGGAUUUGAAUGAAACAAGUGUGAGCAGCCAAAAAACUUCUAAUGCAAGUUUUCUCAAAAUAGGCCCUGCUAUUCCUUCAGAUGAAAGAAAAAAAUUAUAUAAACGCUCCAAUACAUCGUUGAAUUUGGGAGCUGUUACACAGACUUCUAAUACCCAAUAUCUAUAUGACUUUGUUAUCUUGAAACCUGACCAAAAUGGUUCAAUCAUUAUAUCACGAUCUCAAAAGCAGAAAGAAAAAGACCCUGAUAGAAUUACUCUUGAUAGAAAGGGUCUUGUUAGUAUUCCAUUAAUAGAGGGAGAGGAAAGAUUAAGAUUAUUAUCACUGCAACACAAUCUUAUUACCAAUUUAGAACAUUUUAAGUGUCAGAGCUUUCCAUAUUUAGUAUUCUUAGAUUUAUAUGAUAAUCAGCUGGAAAAGGUUUGUGGUUUAGAAAAUAUCGAAAAUCUCAGGGUUAUUUUAAUGGGUAAGAAUAGAUUGAAAAAAAUUGAUGGAUUCCAAUGUCUCAAGCAAAUUGAAGUAUUAGAUCUUCAUGGAAAUAAAAUAACUCAAAUUAGUGGCCUUUCAAAUUUGAAUAAGUUGAAAGUUUUGAAUUUAGCAGGCAAUCAGAUUCGAGUUAUAGGUGCAAUGGAUUUGAAUGGUUUAACAGCUUUACAGGAAUUGAAUCUGAGAAGAAAUAGAUUGAAAAAAUUGUUGGGUUUUGCUGAUACUCCAAAUUUGAUGAAAUUAUUUCUGAGUAAUAAUGAGCUCAAAAGUAUUGAGGAUAUCAGUAGUCUUGCCCAAUCUGCAAAAAUUAAAGAAAUAAGUAUAGAAAAUAAUCCAAUAUUGCUUGGAGGAGAUUGUAUUUCCUUUCUUGUAUCCUACCUACCUCAGUUAUUAAAAUUGAAUUCAAUGCAAAUAAAUGAACAAGUUAAAAAAGCAGCAAUGGCUUGGAGAAGGAAUAAAGAAACAACAAAUACAGCAUUCAUGGAUUUAACAAGUGAUGUUUGCCUCAACGUAAAACGGGAAGAGGUCAUUUCAAAUGCUAGAACUAACUGGGAAUUGCUAAGAUCACAAACACGAUGUUUAAGCACUAAAGUUAGUGGCAUUCCAAAGGUAUUGAAAAAUUUGCAGCCAGAUACAGAUUUUUUCUUGACUCCUAUCACCAAAUCAGAAAUCAAACAUCACAGCAAAUUAAGAGUGAAGAAUUUAAAAGUCUCUGUUCUACCAGAUAAAAAAUUACAGCUGAUAAGGAGCUCUUCUCAAGAUACAGAAAGUUUGCAGAAUACCUCCUCAUGUAGUAUUUCUAUUAAUGACUACUUCAAGUUACCACCAAUACUUGUUCCGAUAAUUACUAAAAUGGAACAAGAAACCAACAGACUCAGGAGAUCUGGCAGCCUCUCAAGUUUAUUUGAAAAUUUUGAUAGGUCAUCCUAUUCUUGCUACAGUCAAACUAGUAACACCUCUACUGAUGAAGAAGAAAUUGAAGAGGAUGGUGACUUUCUACAGAAAAAAGAUUUCAAUCAUAAAUCUUAUGAUUUUGCAGAUGAUGGUUUAAUUGAAGAUGUUGAAAAGUGUUCUCCAAUAUCAGAGAAAGAAGCAAAAAAUACAUUAAACACUGAUUCAUCCAGCAACCUAUCCUCAUCUCUCUCAAGUAUAACUCUGCCUAAUAAUUUGGAAGGAGAAAGUAUUUCAUUGAAAAAAUCAGAAAGAAAUAUUAGGAGUGCUCAUCCUUCCAAAUCUUCUCAAGUCCUGAAGCUGAAAGCAAGAGCUUCAACUGCUAAGCCAAAGAAACGAUUUUCACCUCCAGUAGUAACUAAGGAUAGGGAACAAGGUGGGGACUACUUGAUAGAAAUUUGUGGUAGAUAUCUGAAUAUUUAUGGACAAGGGGCUCUUCGAUUCAUAGAUAAGAGUUGGAAUGUUUCCAAAGCAGGAGAUAUAAUUACGGCAAAAUUCAAUUACUUGAAUUUCAAUAACAUUGUUGGAGCAUUGCAUAAAUUGAAAGUGAGGUUUCCCAAUGUUGAAAAAUUUGUUUUCAAAGAAACCAAUAUUCAUUGUUUAGGGCAACUCAAUGCUUUAGCUGAAGCUCAGGGAUUAUCUUCUUUGUUUAUUGAAGAGGAAGGGAAUCCUAUUUAUUUGAAAAAAUGGAGGACCUAUGCCAUUUUUAGGUUGUCACAUUGGGGGCUCAAAUAUAUUAACGAUGUUGAGGUUACAAAAGAAGAAAUUGAAGAAGCCAAUAUAGAAUAUCAAAGUUUGAGUGAUAUGGUUUUAUGGUCAUUACCAGAUAUACAAUUGGAGCCAUUAUUAACCAGACUAAGGAUAGAUAUAAAACAGUCGGAGCAAACUGCAAAGAAAUGGUUAUUAUCUGCAGAUCCAGAAUUGAAAAGUGUAGUUAGUAAAGAAGCACUUCAAUGGAAAAAAAGAACCACUCCACAGGAAGAUUUAGUGAUAAGACAGAAAGCAAAAAUUCACAUAUCAUCUUUACUAGAAGAGAUGAGUCACACUGUACACAAAUUACGUUUAUUAGACCAUCAAGGGCCUUCAAUUAUACAUGAAAUCGUUUGUAAUACUUUAUUAGACUACUCACACAUGGAUUUGUAUAUGAAGCAAAAACUUCAGGAACUGAUGAAUAUAUGAAGUUCAACACUGCCAUAUAUUUGUAACGAAUUAUUUUUUCAAUUUUUAUUAUCUAGUUUUAAGCACAACAAAUUAAACGAGUGUUGGUAGCUCAUGAUGUUCUUGUUGAUUUUUUUCAAUAAAAUACUUGUGAUAUA
Messenger RNA from Harmonia axyridis, 3090 nucleotides. RefSeq names its product leucine-rich repeat-containing protein 49. The transcript is spliced from 9 exons. Bases 263 to 2953 code for a protein of 896 amino acids. Lineage: Eukaryota; Metazoa; Arthropoda; Insecta; Coleoptera; Coccinellidae. Gene Ontology annotation, molecular function: protein binding. The record is from RefSeq and is a predicted model, not a curated record.